AUGGCCGCCAAAUCGGACGGAGCCGCCGCAUCCGCCGUAAUCUCGGCUCCCGCGUGCGCGCGCGAUAAGGAGCCCGAGGCGCGUUGUGUUCUCGUAGGACCGGAAGAGCGCCAGGACCGCUCGCGGCGGCACGCGCUGCUUGACUGCUGCUGGGUGCUUUGCGCGCUGCUCGUCUUCUUGUGCGAUGGCGCCACGGACGUGUGGCUCUCGGCCGACUACUACGCGCGCCGCGACUACUGGUGGUUCGCUCUCACGCUGCUUUUCGCCGCGCUGCCAUCCGCCGUAGUGCAGGUGCUCAGCUUCCGUUGGUUCGUCUACGACUACACGGUGGAGACGGAAGAGAAUGCGGCGGUAAUGGCGCGCUCGCGGAGCCGGACGCUCAGGUGCUGCCGAGCAUGCAUGUGGAGCUUCCAGUCCCUCGUGCACGUCCUGCAGCUGGGCCAGAUGUGGAGGUACAUUCACACGCUGUACCUGGGUGUGCAGAACCACUGGUAUCGCCACUGCUACUGGCGCCUGAUGUUUGAGACGGCUGAUGUGAACAUGCUGAGGCUGCUGGAGGCUUUCCUGAAGAGCGCACCACAGCUUGUCCUGCAGCUCAGCAUCAUGAUCCACAGCAAACACAUCCUGCCACUGCAGGGUCUCUCCACCUCUGCCUCUUUGGUCUCCUUGGCCUGGAUGAUUGCCUCCUACCAGAAGGUUCUUCGUGACUCCAGAGAUGACAAGCUACCCAUGUCCUACAAGGCAAUGAUUGUGCAGAUGCUGUGGCACCUAUUCACUAUUGGCGCACGUACCAUUGCCUUCGCGCUCUUUGCCUCUGUCUUCCAGCUGUACUUUGGCAUCUUUGUUGUGGCUCACUGGUGCGCCAUGACCUUUUGGAUCAUCCAAGGUGAGACAGACUUCUGCAUGUCCAAGUGGGAGGAGAUCAUCUACAACAUGGUUGUGGGCAUCAUCUAUAUCUUCUGCUGGUUCAAUGUCAAGGAGGGUCCAGCACGAUGCCGCCUGGCUGCAUACUACUGUGUGAUUUUGGUGGAGAAUGCGGCGCUCACGGCCACCUGGUAUGCAUACAGGGGCCCACACACCUCAGACUUCUAUGCCCUUAUCAUUGUGUGUGUUGUAGUAUGCAGCUAUGCCUUGGGAACAUUUUUUAUGUUUGUCUACUACUGCCUGCUCCAUCCUGAUGGCCCAGUCCUGGGUUCACAGUGGAGCUGCAUGGAGGAAGGAAUAGGUGCAUUAGGACUUGGAGGUGUGGGGGACCUGGGGACACCUCUGCCCCAACCAGUUGUUGUCACAAGUCCCCCAAGAACCUUACAGAGGACUAAGGAUGGGGAACGGGAACCAGGGGACAAGGAGAGUUGCCUGCCUGUUUUUCAGGUGAGGCCCAUCAGUGUGGCUCCUGCACCUUCUCCCCGAACACCAAAAACUGAGGGUCCUGUUAUCCGCAUUGACCUGCCCAGGAAAAGCUACCCAGCCUGGGAUGCACAUUUUAUCGACCGCCGAUUGAGAAAAACCAUUUUGGUUCUGGAGAAUACAUCACCAGUGACGCCACGGAUCCAGUACCGCAGCCUUGGCAGCCCCAAAGAGGUUCUGCUGUUGCUUGUGAGACACUGUUUGUUUGUUUUUUCCCCCAACUGUUUCUGCUCACUGUUGGGAGGCAUUUUAUUUGAAUAGCACAAUGUGCUGAAGAUGAAGAUGGAUUUUAAACUGAUGUGUCUAAAUGUCUUUCUGUCUUUUUAUUUAUAUUUGUGUUCAUCCUCCUGUUUUUGAGCUUGUAUUGGAAACCUUGUAUUGGAAACCUUGUAUUGGAAAGGCCUCUUGUGUAGUUUAGGAGUGCUGAGAUGAAGAGUUGGGGGAAAAUAAUUCUUAAGGUGAAUCUACUAUACAUCAUUUGUUCUUUCAUAAGUUGAUAAAAGGCAACAACCAGACACAGUGCAAUCCUAUAAAAUAUUUACCCCUUAAAGGAAUACUCCAGAUUACCAUGAACAAUCAUUUCAACAAAUUUUGCUGCACUUAAAGUAACUUAUAAAAGGAAUCUAAGGACAUAUUAGCUUGGUUUUCAGUAUCCUGAUCAGGGUGGCAGUGACUCUGGAGCUGCAGGUAACAGAGUGGCAGUGAAUCUCGGGCACACUGGACAGUGUGCAUCAUCCAUCCAUUUUUGUACCACUUAUCCUACACAGGGUCACAGAGGAGCCUGGAGCCUAUCCCAUAGAACUCAGGGCACAAG
This is a messenger RNA of Ictalurus furcatus (blue catfish), 2221 nucleotides long. It is a transcript of the gene xkr7b, whose product is annotated as XK, Kell blood group complex subunit-related family, member 7b. Bases 1 to 1668 code for a protein of 555 amino acids. The record is from RefSeq and is a predicted model, not a curated record. The transcript is spliced from 4 exons. Gene Ontology annotation, cellular component: plasma membrane. NCBI's taxonomy places the organism in Eukaryota, Metazoa, Chordata, Actinopteri, Siluriformes, Ictaluridae. Gene Ontology annotation, biological process: apoptotic process involved in development; engulfment of apoptotic cell; phosphatidylserine exposure on apoptotic cell surface.